CACGCGGCGCUCGGAGAUCGCUAGUCAUCCCGGGCGCCGGGGCUUCGCUCCCCCUCGCCCUCUGCGCUCUCAGUUUGGGAGGAGGAGACAGCGAGAGAGAAGCGACUGGGGGAGAUGAGAGAGAGGGGCUUGGCCGAGCGUCGGCGUCGGCUGUGAUGGGGAGCCGGGAGCAGCCAGGCAGCGAGCAGUAGCGGCGGCGGCGGCGGCUGCAGCUCGGAGCAGACACGAGAGCCGGCGCUCCUCCCGGCAGGCUGCGCUGUGAUCUGGGCUGCGGAUUGGGAUCUCGCGCCUCCGUGUCCCUCCUCCCGCUGCCGUUCUCCUCCUCCCGGCUCCCCUCCUCCGCCUGCGACCCCGCGGCGGCAGCGGCGGCGGCGGCGUCCCGAGCGCCGAGCGCCUCUGCUCGUGGCUCCAGUCCCAGCGAGCGCGCGGAGGGCACUGCGGAGGCAGCGGCAGCGGCAGGGUGGCCGGCUCACUCCGGGCAGGAGCGCCAGGAGAGGAAGACCGCGGGAGAGGCGCCUGGUGGAGCUGAGGAUCGCCAGCGCAGGCAAGGGAUGGAAGUAUGAUGUGAUGGAUAUAACUAUGGGAUACUGUGUGGGUACACGGCCUCCCUCUUGCCUCAUCCUCCUGCUUCUCAAGCUGUUGGCCACUGUCUCCCAGGGGCUUCCGGGGUCUGGACCCCUCGGUUUCCACUUCACGCAUUCCAUUUAUAAUGCUACCGUGUAUGAGAACUCGGCAGCAAGGACCUACGUCAACAGCCAGAGCAGAAUGGGCAUCACCUUGAUAGAUCUGUCCUGGGAAAUUAAAUACAGAAUCGUGUCUGGAGACGAGGAAGGCUUUUUCAAAGCCGAAGAAGUCAUCAUUGCAGAUUUCUGUUUUCUCAGGAUAAGAACUAAAGGUGGCAAUUCUGCCAUAUUGAAUAGGGAAAUCCAGGACAAUUAUUUAUUGAUAGUAAAGGGUUCUGUCAGAGGAGAGGAUUUGGAAGCAUGGACCAAAGUGAAUAUACAGGUUUUAGAUAUGAAUGAUCUGAGACCCUUAUUUUCACCCACCACCUACUCCGUUACCAUCGCAGAAAGCACACCUUUAAGGACUAGCGUCGCCCAGGUGACGGCAACAGAUGCUGAUAUCGGUUCCAACGGAGAGUUCUACUACUACUUUAAAAACAAAGUGGAUCUCUUUUCAGUUCACCCCACGAGUGGUGUCAUCUCUUUAAGUGGACGAUUAAAUUACGAUGAAAAGAAUAGGUAUGAUCUGGAGAUUUUGGCUGUGGACCGAGGGAUGAAGCUUUAUGGAAACAAUGGCGUGAGCAGCACGGCCAAGCUUUAUGUUCACGUUGAACGUAUAAACGAGCACGCCCCCACCCUCCAUGUGGUCACUCACGUUCCCUUUUCCCUGGACACAGAACCCGUGUAUGCAGUGGUGACCGUUGAUGACCUCGAUGAGGGGGCCAAUGGAGAGAUUGAGUCUGUUUCCAUUGUGGCGGGGGAUCCUUUAGAUCAGUUCUUCCUGGCCAAGGAAGGAAAGUGGAUGAACGAGUACAGGAUUAAGGAGAAAAAGCAGGUGGACUGGGAGAGCUUUCCCUAUGGCUACAAUCUCACUCUUCAAGCCAAAGACAAGGGGUCCCCGCAGAAAUUUUCAGCCGCCAAGGUAGUCCACAUUGCCAACCCCAAGAGAGACUUCGUCCCAGUUAAAUUUGAAAAAGAAACAUACGAGGUCAGCAUUAGUGAAUUUUCCCCUCCUGGUGUCGUGGUUGCUAUAGUAAAAUUAAGUCCUGAACCUCUAGACGUGGAAUACAAAUUGUCCCCUGGCGCGGAUGCACAGUACUUCAAAAUUAAUCCUCGGUCAGGUCUGAUUGUCACAGCACAGCCACUGAAUACCAUAAAGAAGGAGGUUUAUAAAUUGGGGGUGACAAAUAAGGAAGGAGAUUUAAAAGCACAAGUCACCAUCGGCAUAGAAGAUGCGAACGACCACACCCCAGAAUUUCAGCAGCCCCUGUAUGAUGCUUUUGUGAAUGAAAGUGUUCCAGUGGGAACAAGCGUUCUGACCGUUUCAGCGUCUGAAGAUAAAGGAGAGAAUGGGUACAUCACCUACAGUAUUGCCAGCCUGAAUUUGUUGCCAUUUGCCAUUAACCAGUUUACCGGUGUUAUUAGCAACGAAGAGCUGGAUUUUGAAUCCUCUCCAGAAACGUACAGGUUCAUCGUCCGAGCCUCUGACUGGGGUUCGCCAUACCGCCAUGAAAGCGAGGUCAAUGUCACUAUUCGAAUAGGGAAUGUCAAUGACAACAGUCCUCUCUUUGAAAAAGUGGGUUGCCAGGGAGUGAUUUCAUAUGACUUUCUUGGGGGUCAUAUCACAGCUGUCUCCGCCAUCGAUAUCGAUGAACUUGAACUUGUAAAGUACAAAAUCAUCUCUGGCAAUGAACUUGGUUUCUUUUAUUUAAACCCGGACUCUGGCGUCUUGCAGCUUAAAAAGUCGCUGAUGAACUCGGGCAUUAAAAAUGGAAAUUUUGCCCUCAGGAUUACAGCCACCGACGGGGAGCAUUUUGCAGACCCAAUGUCCGUUAACAUUUCAGUCCUGCAUGGGAAGGUGUCUUCAAAGAGCUUCAGUUGCCGAGAAACACGUGUGGCUCAGAAACUGGCGGAGAAACUGCUCAUAAAGGCAAAAGCAAAUGGGAAGCUGAAUCUGGAAGAUGGAUUUCUUGACUUUUAUUCAGUUAAUAGGCAAGGACCACAUUUUGACAAGUCCUUUCCUUCUGAUGUGGCUGUGAAGGAGGAUCUGCCAGUUGGUGCUAACAUCCUGAAGAUUAAAGCCUAUGAUGCUGACUCUGGCUUCAAUGGGAAGGUGCUAUUUACAAUAUCUGAUGGGAAUACGGAUAGUUGUUUUAAUAUCGAUAUGGAGACCGGGCAGCUUAAAGUCCUUAUGCCCAUGGAUCGGGAGCACAGAGACCUCUAUCUCCUUAAUAUCACCAUCUAUGACUUAGGGAAUCCUCAGAGGUCCUCAUGGAGGUUGCUCACCAUCAACGUGGAGGAUGCGAAUGACAAUAGCCCCGUUUUUCUUCAAGACAGUUACUCAGUUACCAUUCUUGAAAGUUCAAGUAUUGGUACUGAGAUCAUUCAAGUGGAAGCCAGAGACAAAGACUUGGGUUCUAAUGGUGAAGUGACCUACUCCGUCUUGACAGACACACAGCAGUUUGCCAUCAACAGCUCCACUGGAAUCGUUUAUGUAGCUGACCAAUUGGAUCGGGAAUCCAAAGCAAACUACUCUUUAAAAAUAGAAGCCAGGGACAAGGCAGAAAGUGGCCAGCAGCUGUUUUCAGUGGUCACCCUGGAGGUUUUCUUGGAUGACGUCAAUGACUGCUCCCCAGCUUUCAUUCCCAGUAGCUAUAGCGUGAAGGUUCUGGAAGAUCUCCCCGUUGGCACUGUCAUUGCUUGGCUGGAGACCCACGAUCCAGAUCUUGGGCUUGGGGGCCAAGUACGCUAUUCUUUGGUCAAUGAUUAUAACGGGAGAUUUGAAAUAGAUAAAGCCAGUGGCGCCAUCCGCUUGAGCAAAGAGCUCGACUAUGAAAAGCAGCAGUUCUAUAACCUCACAGUUCGGGCCAAGGACAAAGGGCGGCCUGUCUCUCUGUCGUCCGUCUCCUUUGUGGAGGUGGAAGUGGUGGAUGUCAACGAAAACCUCCAUACUCCCUAUUUCCCAGACUUUGCUGUGGUUGGAUCUGUAAAAGAAAACUCACGGAUUGGAACCAGCGUGCUGCAGGUGACUGCCCAUGACGAGGACUCCGGGAGGGAUGGAGAGAUCCAGUACUCCAUCAGGGAUGGGAGCGGUCUCGGCAGGUUCAACAUAGAUGAUGAGAGUGGCGUCAUCUCUACGGCAGACAUUCUUGAUCGGGAGACAACGGGGUCCUACUGGCUGACUGUCUAUGCCACAGACCGGGGCGUUGUUCCACUCUAUUCCACUAUCGAGGUCUACAUUGAAAUUGAAGACGUGAAUGACAAUGCUCCGUUGACCUCGGAACCUAUUUAUUAUCCUGUUGUCAUGGAAAACUCUCCAAAGGAUGUGUCUGUCAUUCAGAUCCAGGCCGAGGACCCUGACUCCAGUUCCAACGAAAAACUGACCUACAGGAUUACGAGUGGGAAUCCUCAGAACUUUUUUGCCAUCAACAGCAAAACAGGUCUGAUUACAACAACUUCACGGAAACUGGAUCGAGAACAGCAGGCAGAGCAUUUUCUGGAGGUGACUGUGACAGAUGGCGUUUCUCCAAAACAGUCGACCAUUUGGGUAGUGGUCCAGGUUCUGGAUGAAAAUGACAACAAGCCCCAGUUUCCGGAGAAGGUCUACCAGAUCAAGCUGCCAGAACGGGACCGGAAGAAGAGGGGAGAACCCAUUUACAGGGCUUUUGCAUUUGAUAGAGAUGAGGGCCCCAACGCAGAAAUCUCCUACAGUAUCGUGGAUGGCAAUGAUGAUGGAAAGUUCUUCAUUGACCCCAAAACCGGCAUGGUUUCUUCCCGAAAGCAAUUUACAGCAGGAAGUUAUGACAUUCUAACGAUAAAGGCAGUGGACAAUGGGCGCCCCCAGAAGUCCUCCACGGCCCGCCUCCACAUUGAAUGGAUUAAGAAACCACCUCCUUCACCUGUACCGCUGACCUUCGAUGAGCCAUUUUAUAACUUCACAGUCAUGGAAAGCGAUAGAGUCACGGAGAUUGUAGGGGUGGUGUCUGUACAGCCAGCCAACACCCCUCUGUGGUUUGACAUCGUUGGGGGCAAUUUUGACAGCUCUUUUGACGCAGAGAAGGGCGUUGGGACCAUUGUCAUUGCAAAACCUUUGGACGCAGAGCAGAGGUCCAUCUAUAACAUGAGCGUGGAGGUCACUGAUGGGACAAAUGUUGCUGUCACUCAGGUGUUUAUCAAAGUGCUAGAUAAUAAUGAUAAUGGCCCAGAAUUCUCUCAGCCAAAUUACGAUGUCACAAUUUCCGAGGAUGUGCUUCCAGAUACGGAGAUAUUGCAGAUUGAAGCCACAGACAGAGAUGAGAAGCACAAGCUAAGCUAUACCAUCCACAGCAGCAUUGAUUCCAUCAGCAUGAGAAAAUUCCGGAUCGACCCCAGCACUGGCGUGCUCUACACGGCCGAGAGGCUGGACCACGAGGCCCAGGACAAGCACAUCCUCAACGUAAUGGUCAGAGAUCAGGAGUUUCCUUAUCGAAGAAACUUGGCCCGCGUCAUUGUGAAUGUGGAAGAUGCUAAUGAUCACAGUCCUUAUUUUACCAACCCACUGUAUGAAGCAUCUGUGUUUGAAUCGGCUGCUCUGGGAUCAGCUGUUCUGCAAGUGACGGCUCUGGACAAAGACAAAGGGGAAAAUGCAGAACUCAUAUAUACCAUAGAAGCAGGGAACACUGGGAACACAUUUAAGAUCGAACCAGUCCUGGGCAUCAUCACUGUCUCCAAAGAGCCGGACAUGACGACAAUGGGUCAGUUUGUCCUGUCGGUCAAAGUCACGGAUCAGGGCUCCCCCCCCAUGUCUGCCACGGCAAUCGUGCGCAUCUCUGUCACCAUGUCUGAUAAUUCUCACCCCAAGUUCACUCACAAAGACUACCAAGCCGAAGUAAAUGAAAAUGUCGAUAUUGGAACAUCCGUCAUUCUAAUCUCCGCCAUUAGUCAAUCCACCCUCAUUUAUGAAGUCAAAGAUGGAAAUGUUGAUGGCAUCUUUACCAUCAAUCCAUAUUCUGGAGUCAUCACCACUAGGAAGGCGCUGGAUUACGAGCACACUUCCUCUUACCAGCUCAUUGUUCAGGCCACCAACAUGGCAGGGAUGGCUUCCAACGUCACAGUCAAUAUUCAGAUUGUUGAUGAAAAUGAUAAUGCUCCAGUUUUUCUCUUUUCUCAAUAUUCGGGCAGCCUAAGUGAGGCGGCCCCCAUCAAUAGCAUCGUCAGGAGCUUGGAUAACAGCCCACUGGUGAUUCGAGCCACGGAUGCUGACAGCAACCGGAAUGCUCUGCUUGUGUAUCAGAUUGUGGAAUCCACGGCCAAGAAGUUCUUCACCGUGGACUCCAGCACAGGUGCCAUCAGAACAAUUGCCAACCUGGACCACGAAACCAUCGCCCAUUUUCAUUUUCACGUGCACGUGAGAGACAGCGGUAGCCCCCAGCUGACUGCAGAGAGUCCCGUGGAGGUCAACAUAGAGGUGACAGAUGUGAACGACAACCCCCCUGUGUUCACUCAGGCUGUGUUUGAGACUGUCUUACUUCUACCUACCUAUGUUGGAGUGGAAGUCCUGAAAGUCAGUGCCGUGGAUCCUGACUCCGAGGUGCCCCCCGAACUGACGUACAGCCUAAUGGAAGGCAGCUUGGAUCAUUUUUUAAUUGACUCAAGUACGGGAGUGCUCACCAUAAAAAACAACAACCUCUCCAAAGAUCACUACCUGCUGAUAGUUAAGGUGUCGGAUGGAAAGUUCUACAGUACUUCCAUGGUCAACAUCUUGGUUAAAGAAGCCAUGGACAGCGGCCUCCACUUUACACAAAGCUUUUACUCCACCUCCAUCUCAGAGAACAACAGUAACAUAACCAAAGUUGCCAUUGUCAAUGCCGUUGGAAAUCGCCUUAAUGAGCCCUUAAAAUAUAGCAUCUUAAACCCAGGAAACAAGUUCAAGAUAAAAUCUACCUCAGGGGUCAUCCAGACCACUGGAGUCCCCUUUGACCGUGAAGAACAAGAGUUGUAUGAGCUGGUGGUGGAAGCCAGCCGCGAGCUGGACCAUCUUCGGGUGGCACGGGUGGUGGUCCGGGUUAACAUCGAAGACAUAAACGACAACUCUCCGGUCUUUGUAGGCCUCCCUUACUAUGCUGCGGUGCAAGUUGAUGCUGAGCCUGGCACUCAGAUUUACCGAGUGACAGCCAUCGACAAAGACAAAGGUGCAAAUGGGGAAGUGACCUACGUCCUACAGGAUGACUACGGCCACUUUGAAAUUAACCCUACUUCAGGGAAUGUCAUUUUGAAAGAAGCCUUCAACUCUGAUUUGUCCAACAUUGAGUACGGAGUCACCAUCCUAGCCAAAGAUGGUGGAAAACCCUCUCUGUCCACAUCCGUGGAACUUCCCAUCACUAUUGUCAACAAAGCAAUGCCUGUGUUUGAUAAGCCCUUUUAUACAGCAUCCAUCAACGAAGAUGUCAGCGUGGACACCCCCAUUCUAAGCAUCAAUGCCACCAGUCCAGAAGGCCAAGGCAUCAUAUAUAUCAUUAUUGAUGGGGAUCUUUAUAAACAGUUUAACAUUGACUUUGACACUGGGGUCCUGAAAGUUGUUAGCCCUUUGGAUUAUGAAAUUAUAUCUGUUUACAAGUUGACAGUAAGAGCCAGUGAUGCCCUUACUGGUGCCAGGGCUGAAGUCACUGUUGACUUGCUAGUUAACGAUAUAAAUGACAACCCCCCUAUUUUCGAUCAACCUACGUACAAUACAACAUUAUCAGAAGCAUCUCUCAUUGGAACGCCUGUUUUACAGGUUGUCUCUACUGAUGCAGACUCAGAAAACAAUAAAAUGGUCCAUUAUCAGAUUGUCCAAGAUACUUACAACAGCACGGAUUAUUUUCACAUAGAUAGCGCAAGUGGCUUAAUCCUGACGGCCAGGAUGCUGGACCACGAGUUAGUGCAACACUGCACUUUGAAAGUCAGAGCAACAGAUAGUGGCUUCCCAUCACUGAGCAGCGAGGUCCUGGUUCAUAUCUACAUCUCUGAUGUAAAUGACAACCCUCCGGUCUUUAAUCAGCUCAUUUAUGAGUCCUACGUGAGUGAAUUAGCCCCCCGGGGCCAUUUUGUAACCUGUGUACAAGCCUCUGAUGCAGACAGCUCUGAUUUUGACCGAUUGGAAUACAGCAUCUUAUCUGGGAAUGACCGGACGAGCUUUCUGAUGGACGGCAAGAGUGGCGUCAUCACCCUGUCCAACCACCGGAAGCAGCGGAUGGAGCCUCUGUACAGUCUCAACGUGUCUGUCUCUGAUGGGCUGUUCACUAGCACCGCCCAGGUGCAUAUCAGGGUCCUAGGGGCUAACCUCUACAGCCCUGCCUUUUCGCAGAGCACCUAUGUUGCUGAGGUGAGAGAGAAUGCAGCCGCUGGGACAAAGGUAAUUCACGUUCGAGCCACGGAUGGGGAUCCAGGGACAUAUGGGCAGAUCAGCUAUGCCAUCAUCAACGACUUUGCUAAGGAUCGAUUCCUCAUCGACGGCAAUGGUCAGGUCAUCACAACAGAAAGGCUCGACCGGGAAAACCCUCUGGAAGGAGACAUCAGUAUUUUUUUGAGGGCCCUCGAUGGUGGAGGGAGAACAACUUUCUGCACCGUGCGGGUGAUUGUGGUGGAUGAAAAUGACAAUGCCCCCCAGUUCAUGACGGUGGAAUACAGAGCCAGUGUCAGGGCAGACGUUGGACGGGGUCACCUGGUCACUCAGGUCCAAGCCAUGGAUCCAGACGAUGGAGCCAAUGCGAGGAUUACUUAUUCCCUCUACAGCGAGGCCUCCGUCUCGGUGGCUGACCUCUUGGAAAUCGAUCCUGACAAUGGCUGGAUGGUCACAAAGGGCCAUUUUAACCAGCUGAAGAACACAGUACUGUCCUUCUUUGUCAAGGCGGUGGAUGGGGGCAUCCCAGUGAGGCACGCCCUCAUCCCCGUCUACAUCCACGUCUUGCCCCCCGAGACGUUCUUGCCCUCAUUCACCCAGUCUCAGUACUCCUUCACCGUCUCAGAAGAUACCGCCAUUGGGAGCACAGUGGACACCCUGAGGAUUUUGCCCACUCAGAGUGUCAGGUUCAGCACAGUUAAUGGGGAGCGGCCAGAAAAUAACCAAGGAGGUGUCUUCAUCAUCGAACAGGAAACGGGCACCAUCAAGCUGGACAAACGUCUGGACCAUGAGAUCAGCCCAGCCUUCCACUUCAAGGUAGCAGCCACCAUCCCGCUGGACAAGGUAGAUAUUGUGUUCACCGUGGAUGUUGACAUCAAGGUUCUGGAUUUGAAUGACAACAAGCCAGUCUUCGAAACCUCAAGCUACGAGACCAUCAUCAUGGAAGGGAUGCCCGUGGGCACCAAACUCACACAGGUGAGGGCCAUCGAUAUGGACUGGGGAGCCAACGGGCAGGUCACCUACUCCCUCCACUCGGAUUCUCAGCCCGAAAAGGUGAUGGAAGCCUUCAACAUUGACAGCAACACAGGCUGGAUCAGUACCUUGCAGGACCUGGAUCACGAGACAGACCCUGCGUUCACCUUCUCCGUGGUGGCCUCCGACCUCGGGGAGGCCUUCUCUCUUUCUUCCACGGCGCUGGUCUCUGUAAGGGUGACGGAUAUCAAUGACAAUGCUCCGGUCUUUGCCCACGAGGUGUACCGAGGGAAUGUGAAGGAGAGCGACCCCCCGGGCGAGGUGGUGGCCGUGCUCAGCACCUGGGACAGAGACACUUCUGACAUUAAUCGUCAAGUCAGCUAUCACAUUACAGGAGGAAACCCCCGAGGAAGGUUUGCCCUGGGCCUGGUGCAGAGCGAGUGGAAGGUCUAUGUGAAGAGACCUCUAGACAGAGAAGAACAAGACAUGUACUUUCUCAAUAUCACUGCCACCGAUGGGCUCUUUGUCACCCAAGCCAUGGUGGAAGUGACAGUCAGUGAUGUGAAUGACAAUAGCCCAGUGUGUGAUCAGGUGGCAUAUACAGCAGUAUUUCCUGAAGACAUUCCAUCAAACAAAAUCAUCCUGAAGGUCAGUGCCAAGGAUGCUGAUAUUGGAUCCAAUGGAGAUAUACGAUACUCACUCUAUGGAUCUGGCAACAAUGAAUUUUUUCUAGAUCCAGAAAGUGGUGAGUUAAAAACCUUGGCACGGUUGGACCGGGAGAGGAUCCCUGUGUACAACCUCGUCGCCAGGGCCACGGACGGGGGCGGCAGGUUCUGCCAGUCCGAUAUCCGUCUGAUCCUAGAGGACGUGAACGACAAUCCCCCGGUGUUUUCUUCCGACCACUAUAACGCCUGUGUCUAUGAGAACACAGCCACCAAGGCUCUGCUGACCAGAGUUCAAGCGAUGGAUCCCGACGUUGGCAUCAACAGGAAGGUCGUGUACUCCCUGGCCGACUCGGCCAACGGCUUCUUCUCCAUCGACGGCUCAUCUGGCAUCGUCAUCCUGGAGCAGCCGCUGGACCGGGAGCAGCAGUCCGCCUACAACAUCAGCGUGCGGGCCACGGACCAGAGCCCUGGCCAGGCCCUGUCCUCUCUGGCCACCGUCACCAUCACCGUGCUGGACAUUAAUGACAACCCGCCCGUGUUCGAGAGGCGGGACUAUCUGGUGACGGUGCCUGAGGACACCUCCCCUGGCACCCAAGUCCUGGCGGUGUUUGCCACCAGCAAAGACAUAGGCACAAAUGCUGAGAUUACGUAUCUCAUCCGGUCUGGGAAUGAACAAGGGAAAUUUAGGAUCCACCCAAAGACAGGGGGCAUUUCUGUGUCCGAGAUCCUGGACUAUGAAUUGUGCAAGAAGUUUUACCUGGUGGUGGAAGCGAAAGACGGGGGCACCCCUGCCCUCAGUGCGGUGGCUACUGUCAGCAUCAACCUCACGGAUGUGAACGACAACCCUCCCAGGUUCAGCCAAGACGUCUACAGCGCUGUCAUAAGCGAAGAUGCCCUGGUUGGGGACUCUGUCAUUUUGCUAAUAGCGGAAGAUGCAGACAGCCAGCCCAACGGACAGAUUCGUUUUUCCAUUGUGAAUGGAGAUCGGGACAGUGAAUUUGCUGUGGAUCCUGUCUUGGGACUUCUGAAGGUUAAGAAGAAAUUGGACCGGGAACGGGUGUCUGGAUACUCCCUGCUCGUUCAGGCGGUGGACAGUGGCAUUCCUGCGAUGUCAUCAACUGCUACUGUCAACAUCGAUAUUUCUGAUGUGAACGACAAUAGCCCAGUCUUUACACCUGCUAACUAUACCGCUGUGAUUCAGGAAAAUAAGCCAGUAGGCACCAGCAUUUUGCAGCUCAUGGUGACAGACAGAGACUCCUUUCAUAAUGGGCCUCCCUUCUCCUUCUCUAUUUUGUCGGGCAACGAAGAAGAGGCGUUUGUGCUGGAUUCACACGGGAUCCUGCGGUCGGCCGUGGUCUUCCGGCACACGGAGUCUCUGGAGUACGUGCUGUGUGUCCAGGCAAAAGACUCGGGCAAACCUCAGCAAGCUUCUCACUCCUACAUCCGCGUGCGGGUCAUUGAGGAAAGUACCCACAAGCCCACAGCCAUCCCCCUGGAAAUUUUCAUUGUCACCAUGGAGGAUGACUUUCCUGGUGGGGUCAUUGGGAAGAUCCACGCCACCGAUCAAGACAUGUAUGAUGUGCUCACGUUUGCCCUGAAAUCGGAGCAGAAAAGCUUGUUCAAGGUGAACAGUCACGAUGGAAAAAUCAUCGCCCUGGGAGGUCUGGACAGCGGCAAGUACGUGCUGAACGUGUCGGUGAGUGACGGCCGCUUCCAGGUGCCCAUCGACGUGGUGGUGCACGUGGAGCAGCUGGUGCAUGAGAUGCUGCAGAACACCGUCACCAUCCGCUUUGAGAACGUGUCCCCCGAGGACUUCGUGGGGCUGCACAUGCACGGGUUCCGGCGCACCCUGCGGAACGUGGUCCUCACCCAGAAGCAGGACAGCCUGCACAUCAUCAGCAUCCAGCCCGUGGCGGGCACCAACCAGCUGGACAUGCUCUUCGCGGUGGAGAUGCACAGCAGCGAGUUCUACAAGCCAGCCUACCUGAUCCAGAAGCUGUCCAACGCCAGGAGACAUCUGGAGAAUGUCAUGCGCAUCUCAGCCAUCCUGGAGAAGAACUGCUCGGGGCUGGACUGUCAGGAGCAGCAUUGUGAGCAAGGCUUGUCGCUGGAUUCCCACGCGCUCAUGACCUACAGCACUGCUCGCAUCAGCUUUGUGUGCCCGCGUUUCUACAGGAACGUCCGCUGCACCUGUAACGGAGGACUGUGCCCAGGGUCCAACGACCCUUGCGUGGAGAAGCCGUGUCCAGGGGACAUGCAGUGCGUCGGUUACGAAGCCAGCAGGAGACCGUUCCUCUGCCAGUGUCCACCGGGGAAGCUCGGAGAAUGCUCAGGGCACACUUCUCUCAGCUUUGCUGGAAACAGCUACAUCAAAUACCGGCUUUCUGAAAACAGCAAAGAAGAGGACUUUAAGCUGGCUCUGCGUCUGCGAACCCUGCAAAGCAACGGGAUUAUCAUGUACACCAGAGCAAAUCCCUGCAUCAUCCUGAAGAUUGUGGACGGCAAGCUCUGGUUCCAGCUGGACUGCGGUAGCGGCCCCGGAAUCUUGGGCAUCUCGGGGCGCGCGGUCAACGACGGGAGCUGGCACUCGGUCUUCCUGGAGCUCAACCGCAAUUUCACCAGCCUGUCCCUGGACGACAGCUACGUGGAGCGGCGCAGGGCGCCCCUCUACUUCCAGACGCUGAGCACCGAGAGCACCAUCUACUUCGGAGCCCUGGUGCAGGCGGAUAACAUCCGCAGCCUGACCGACACGCGGGUCACACAGGUGCUGAGCGGUUUCCAGGGCUGCCUGGACUCGGUGGUGCUGAAUAACAAUGAGCUGCCGCUGCAGAACAAGCGCAGCAGCUUCGCCGAAGUGGUGGGUCUGACGGAGCUGAAGCUGGGCUGCGUGCUCUACCCGGAUGCUUGCGAGCGGAGCCCGUGCCAGCACGGGGGCAGCUGCACCGGCCUGCCCUCCGGGGGUUACCAGUGUACUUGUCUCUCCCAGUUCACCGGAAGAAACUGUGAAUCAGAGAUCACAGCCUGCUUCCCAAACCCCUGCCGGAAUGGAGGCUCCUGUGAUCCCAUAGGAAACACUUUCAUCUGCAACUGCAAAGCUGGGCUCACUGGAGUCACGUGUGAAGAGGACGUCAACGAGUGUGACCGGGAGGAGUGUGAGAACGGCGGCGCCUGCGUGAACGUGUUUGGCUCCUUCCUCUGCAACUGCACGCCGGGCUACGUGGGCCAGUACUGCGGGCUGCGCCCCGUCGUGGUGCCCAACAUCCAGGCCGGCCACUCCUACGUGGGGAAGGAGGAGCUCAUUGGCAUCGCCGUGGUCCUCUUCGUCAUCUUCGUGCUCAUCGUGCUCUUCAUCGUCUUCCGCAAGAAGGUCUUCCGCAAGAACUACUCCCGCAACAACAUCACGCUGGUGCAGGACCCCGCCACGGCCGCCCUGCUCAACAAGAGCAAUGGCAUCCCUUUCCGGAACCUUCGGGGCGGCGGCGACGGCCGCAACGUCUACCAGGAGGUGGGGCCCCCGCAGGUCCCCGUGCGCCCCAUGGCCUACACCCCGUGCUUCCAGAGCGACUCCAGGAGCAACCUGGAUAAGAUCGUGGACGGGCUGGGCGGUGAACACCAGGAGAUGACCACGUUUCACCCCGAGUCCCCGCGCAUCCUGACAGCCCGGCGGGGUGUGGUCGUGUGCAGUGUGGCCCCCAACCUCCCCGCCGUGUCCCCCUGCCGCUCUGACUGCGAUUCCAUCCGGAAGAAUGGCUGGGAUGCCGGAACUGAAAACAAAGGGGUUGAUGACCCGGGAGAAGUGACCUGCUUUGCAGGCAGUAAUAAAGGCAGCAACUCGGAAGUACAGUCCCUGAGCUCCUUCCAGUCGGAUUCUGGCGAUGACAAUGCCUAUCACUGGGACACCUCUGACUGGAUGCCAGGGGCCCGCCUGUCGGACAUAGAAGAGGUGCCCAACUAUGAAAACCAGGAGGGAGGCUCUGCGCACCAGGGCAGCACGCGGGAGCUGGAGAGCGAUUACUACCUGGGCGGCUACGACAUCGACAGCGAGUACCCACCCCCCCACGAAGAGGAGUUCCUGAGUCAGGACCAGCUGCCCCCGCCCCUGCCAGAGGACUUCCCGGACCAGUACGAGGCCCUGCCGCCCUCCCAGCCCGUCUCACUGGCCAGCACCCUGAGCCCAGACUGCCGGAGAAGGCCCCAGUUCCAUCCCAGCCAGUACCUGCCUCCUCACCCCUUCCCCAACGAAUCGGAUUUGGUGGGCGCGCCCGCCGCCUGUGAAUUCAGUACUUUCGCCGUGAGCAUGAACCAGGGCACAGAGGCGGCGGCAGCGGGCCCGGCAGACAGUGGGUCUCUCUCCUUGCACAAUUCCAGAGGCACAUCGUCCUCGGAUGUGUCAGCCAGCUGCGGCUUUGACGACUCCGAGGUAGCCAUGAGUGACUAUGAGAGCGUCGGGGAGCUCAGCCUCGCCAGCCUUCACAUUCCCUUUGUAGAGACCCAGCACCAGACCCAAGUGUAGAGGACGCGCCUCCGCUGCUGCGCGCUGUUCGUUGCGGAAACCCGGAGGGAGACUGGCUGCCCUCGCAGCAUCUUCGCGGAGGGUCCUGUGUUGAGCGCAGCAUCUUCGGGGAGGAUCCUGUCUUGAGCUUGAGCGAGCAAGGAAGGCGGUCUUCUCCGCAGGGAACUUCUCAUACUGUCUCAAGCUCGACUCCAGUUGGGUGACGAGGAAAGGCUCAGAAAUUGUUUCUGAGAGGUGACCGAUCCCUCUGGCGGUGCGUCUCUGCGUUCAUGACGGAGAACACGCACCGAGUUUUUAAAGGGGGGAAAAGAGUUCCACCAAGUUAUGCAGUCCAUCGUGUAUGGCUUUGCGCAGUAUUGUGCCCUGGAAAGUGUUACAGCUUCGGUCCAUGCAGUAUUAAUAGCUGGCAACAGCAGAGGCAUUGUUGCCUGUAAUUUUGAGCCAAUGGUGGGGGGGGGGGAUGAAAAUAGUACUUAUGAUUGUUGGAAAAGUUAGUCUCUUAGGCAAAAGAAAAGAGGAACGAAUAUUAUUACAAAUAAGAAAAUGGGCUGAAGCCUUUAAAAUCACCUUUAAAAAAUAAAUAAGCUGCCCAAUUUCCAGCUAUAAAAUUAGUUUGGGUAACAUGUUUAGUAUGCUCAGUUAUUUUUGUUUGUGUUAAGCAUCCAAUAUAAUAUAGUUGGGUUUUAUGAUCUUUGAGAAAGAUAUCAGUGGAGAGGAGUACAUGAGGGUAUUUGGGUUCUGAUUCAUAGGCUGGGGAGAAGGUGUAGGUUGUGCAAACAUUUGAUAGAAUGUGAUUAUCUGUCUUUGUGUUUUCCAGUAAAUAUUCUUGGCUGUAACUACACUUUCACCUUGCUACAGAAAUUGGCCUUUGUCCUGAGAAUCAGGAAAUAAAAAGACCAAAAAUUUUUUAAAAAGGAAUAUUUUGGUAUAUUGUUCUCUAGAAUGAGAGAUAUUGAAAGGUGUAAGCAGAAGUCACAAAUUCAGGGGAAAAAAGAAAAUAUUAUACUCAAAGUUUUCUGCUAGAUAAUCACAGUUCUUGAUAAUGCAGGUAAAAGGUACAUGUUAUUUUAAAUUGGCAGCAUCAUCAUUAUAAAUGCAAUUACAUGUUUAAAAAGGGGAAGAGAGUAGAUUAGUUCUUGUGUAUAAAUUAUAAUAGUGUGUGUGUGUGUGUGUGUGUGUGUGUCUGGGCCUAUGUACAAAUACGUGCUUGCACUCAAUAAGGCUGCUCUUGAGGAAAGGUGACAUGAAGGUUUUAGGAUAUGGACUCUGUUAGAAAUCCUGCCAGCGAGGCCAACCUUCCAGUUUCUCUGAUAGUAAUGAUAUUGGAGAAACUCCGAACGCCAUAUUUUAUUCCGGUUCAGUUAACUUUAUUUUGGUACUGCCAUUUAUAGUAACUUGAAGCAAAAACCGUGCUUUUUUAGCAAAAGAAAAACACUAUUUUGUUAUAGUUUUACCAAACUAAACUUAUUUGAAAAAUGUGUCAAGUUCCAUCACACCUUGGGGUUCUCCUCUCAUCCGACCUGCAGGCUUUGGCCUUGAGUUUCCAAAAUUGUCAGGAGAAUCAUCCCACUGGAAAUACAAUAAUCCGAUACUCGAAGCCUAAAGGUGACGAAUUGAGUGACUUUCCUCUUUUGCUUCAACCAGAUCGUGGCUGCGUGCACAGCGGCCGUGGUAAAGAAAUGCAUAUUUGCACUAUCUGCAUAUGAGCAAAUCUCUGUGUCCACAGUUUCUGAUGACAUAUGGCAUUGGUGUGUCAACUGUUCUGUCCUCAAUCUGUGUAUCAGACAUAUUUUUAAUUGUUUCAGUUGUGUUUAAUCCACUUCUUUGUAGGAGUCAAUGUUUCCAAAGAUUGUGGUUAAAAAUAUUUCCUUUCCAUUCCCAAGCUUCCUGAGUACAUGCAUACACUUCACAGAUUUUUUUCAGUUUUUCUCCUCUUCUCUCUCUUGGUCAGACCUACUCACGGAAGCAUUAUCUGCACUGUGGUCUUGAAAUAAAUGAAUUUCACUAAGGCUGCUUUGGAGAAUAAAGUCUUUGGUAUUUUUCUUAUGUAAGAAACCCAUUUGCAAGAAUCACAGAGAAAAUGACGAACUAAUGGUCUAGAAUAGAAUCGUGGUGACACUUUCGAUAAUGCAGUGACAAGAAAAACCAUCCAAAUAAAACCAACACUUCAUGUCUUGCCCCCAGGAAAUAUUAGAAGAGAUUAAUGCCGAUGAGUCACUCCUGCUUACUCGGCGUCCCCUCCAGGCAGAGUGCCUGACCGACACAGUAAUGAAGAAAUAAAUAGAUCCUCAUGUGCUGGUGAAAUCACCCAAGAAAAUUGUGCCCACUCUUGGCUCUGACCUAUAUAAAAGACCUCUUUCUUCAGGAUAACUUCCUCUGAGUUUCUGCAGGGUAGCUCUACAGCUAAAUGUAUGCCAGACAAGCAUGUGUUAGUUACAUCUUGAUUUAUUACCUUUAAACACGUGGUAUCUUUUUGAGUUUCAGAUAAUUAGAUUUCCCUGUAGGUUCCAAGAUGGUUUACACUCAGGCCAAGACCACUGAUUCAAGAGCUGGAAGGGUCCUUAAGGUCUUCUGGUCCAAUUCCCUUAUUUUAUAAAAGUGGAAAAAUACCCAGAGAGAGGAAGAGACUUGCCCGAGCUCAAACAGGAAGUUAAGUAGCCGAACAGGAUCGACAAGCCAUCCACUUGGCCAAUAUUCUUUCUGUAUAACAUUGGUCCCCAUGAAACUGCCUGCCCCAUGGAAUGUGCCCAUUUCUGCUGGACCUUCUGACCACCCACCAUUCCUGCUUGGAAUAUGCUAGAAGAGAGAACUCUUGGAGAGUAUUUCUCUGGAAGCCUCACGGUCUUAGGUUGACUGGCAGCCUCCUAGGAAGGAUGCAGUCAUAGAAUUCACACAUUUCUUUGGACACCUAUCCAAACUGCUUCUGCCAAAUGAAUGUUUUCUAAAAUAAGGGUGGAAUGAUAAUUACAGAAUAGAAUUCAGACAAAUCAGAAAAUAGAAUGAACCCUGAUUAUCAUAUUACCUACCAGGUGCAUUUUUCCCCCCUCCCUAUCAGCCCUGGUAUUUAUUCCUACCCCCUCCACCGUGAUGAACCAUGUGGGAAAUAUUUAAGCCAAUUAGUGUCUUUCCCUUUUUUUCUAACAUAUAUGUGCUACCUCUGGAAGCCAUUUUCCAUAGCCUGUCUUAGGCACUUUACCUAUAUCGCACACAUUCUGAUUAGGUUGAAAGUAGCUGGAUAAGUGAUGUUUGUCAUACAGUAAGCAGAAGCUAUGGGGCUUUAAGAGAUGAAUACAGUGGGUAUUUCAUUUAUUUACUUUCUUCUAUAAAUAUUUUGCUGCUGAGUUUCAUUCUAUGCCAGCUCUCCAAGUACUCAUAUCCUACCAGUUCAUGGAAUGCCAUUGUAGAAGACAUUAAUAAGGACAAGGUCGAGUCUAUGGAUUGGAGUGUUACCCUGUCAGACCAUCAGGCUGAAGCCUGGAAAGAAAAUUGAUGAUGCAUUCCUGGAUCUUACCUGGAACCACACUGGGGAAUCGCCAGCACAGUCUGGAAAAAAGCCAGGAAAAUAUUAUUGGCCAACUCCUGUGUGUUUCUCACCCCCACUCCGCCCGCUGCCCCCAUUAAUGCUGAGUCUGCAUAAUCAAUGUCGGGGAUCGAGAGAAGAGAUUAGCAAAAUCAGUCAUUUAGGAUGCAGAAAACAUUUUCAUGGGAAAUAAUUCAGGAAGAUCUGAUGUUCAUUUUGCAUGAGUUGCCCAGAUAAUUGUCUCGUCUCUUCACUCCGUUGCCCUCCCAGUGCAGAGAUAUUGCUAAAAUGGUUAGGCUUUUGUGUUUAUGUUUUUAGCUUCAAACCACGAGAAAUGGAGAUUUGAAGAGGCAUGUCUCAGCGUCAUCGUUUUGUGUGGUCUGUGAGAAGGCGGUUAUGUGUUUUUGCUGGGCUUUGUCCUGCAAUGUUUAACUGCACAUUAUUCUGGUGGAAAUCCACAAUGUCUUUAAGCUGCUGGUUGUAUAAUUCUAGGGUUUAAAGUCACCAUUUGUGGAUUUGGCAUCAGUGAAUAUUUAGCCAGCUGGCUAAGGGAUAGGAAAAGAAUAAGAUUUUCUUUCCUUAUGUAAUAAUGAAAAGCAAUAAUUACAAGUAUGUAAUAUUACACAAAGGCCAUAAUUAGUCUCUUCCAGUGUUUAGGAUGCACUAGAGGAUCGUAGAGUCAUUUGGAGCGUGUUUGGACCCAUUAGUAUGUACUGUGGUACCCUUCCGGCAAACAAAUACCUGAAUUGCUACUAUUUAACAAUUUUAUGAGCCCAUACUACUGCAUUUCGGGAAGUGACAAAUGUGUUCAAAUGUGUUCGGAAAUGGAAGCAGUUCUUUUUUAAGCACUGUAUCAGAGAGACUGUCUUGUAAAUUUACCUGUUACAAACAGGCUGGUUUGUAAAAGAUGUAUGUUUUGGUGUUUAAAAUGUUUAUAAAAUUGUAUAUAAUGGUUUCAAUUUUCCAGGCUUUUGUAGAUACUGUAUUUGAUGCCUAUCAGGAUGCUUUAAUUUGGGGGGUCGAAUAUAAUUCUCAGUCAUCCAUUGCUGUUGGUCUGCAAACUUUUGAGGUAACGACACACACACACACACAUGCACGCACACAAGCACACACACACACACACACACACACACACAGGAUUUUAGAUUUGAAAAUGAUGUUUCUUAAUCUUUUCAAACUGUACUGUAACCUUCCUUUGGUUUUACUGUUUUCAUUGAACAUUCUCGAUUUCCAAGAAAAUGUUUUUAUUGACAUUUUAAAAAACGAGUGUGUUUUGUCCAGGUAUUGAGUACAUGAUUUUUAUGUCAUUUCUGAUUCAGAAUGAAGUGUAUCAUUUCUCCACACGCGUGUGUUCACCUAAUCUUGCACACAUAUCAUGCACCAAAUCUUAUGCAAAGGGGAAGCUAACACUUAAAGUGACUCUUGUCCCUUAUGGAAAUGGAUUUUUUCUGCAUAUAUUGCUGUUGGCAGUAUUCAGUCUUGUGUUUUUUUUUUUUUUCCUAAAAAAAUGAAAGAAAAGCAAAAAACAAACAACAAAAAAGGACAGCCAAAAAAAAAAAAAAAACCAACAAUGUACAGGUUUGUAACUGCCAAAAUUUGAUGGUUAAAACAAGUUUUCGAGUAAAAAGAAAAAAAAAUGAAACCA
This is a messenger RNA of Sus scrofa (pig), 19397 nucleotides long. The record is from RefSeq and is a predicted model, not a curated record. Lineage: Eukaryota; Metazoa; Chordata; Mammalia; Artiodactyla; Suidae.